AUGAAAACCGACUUAACCAUAGAGAUGCCAGACGGACGGUUGAAACAAUUUGGUUACAGAGCUACUGUGACAUGCAAAGUUAUCAUUCGCAUAUUGUUUGUACUUAUUAAUAACAUCUAUUGUAUACCAACAUAUUGUGUUUGGAUGAUUAUAUUUUUCCCUUUGCGGAAGAUUCACCCAAACCUAUAUUGGAAACUUGAAGGCUUAUUUUUCCAUUGGCUAUUAGCAAUGGUUUCUAUGUGGUCUUGGUCAGCUGGUUAUGACAUUGUUGAAAUGGGUGAUGAUAUUAGAUUAUGUUUGAAUGAUCGUACACUAGUGUUAGUUAAUCAUCAAUCUACAGCAGAUGUGCCAAUGCUAAUGACAAAUUUUAAUUCCAAGGCCGGUGUGUUGCCCAAUAUUAUGUGGAUCAUGGACAGGAUAUUCAAGUUUACUAAUUUUGGUAUUGUUUCUAUUAUACAUCAAGAUUUUUUUAUCUUAUCGGGUAAAGAUCAGAGAGAACAAGCUGUUAAAGAAUUAAGAACUCACAUUCGUGGAUCAUAUUUGCCUCGUCAGCGAAAAUUAAUUAUUUUAUUCCCAGAAGGUGGAUUUUUAAGAAAAAGACGAGAAGCUAGUCAAAGGUAUGCACAGAAAAACAAUUUACCUUUACUAGAACAUGUUACAUUACCAAGAUUAGGAGCUUUUUCAGCAAUCAUUGAUGAACUUUCACCCAAACAAACAAAAUAUGGUGGUGUGACAAACAAUAAUACUGAAUUCAAUGAAAAUACUGACAAAUUAGCUUGGAUUUUGGAUGUAACAGUAGCAUACUCCGAAGGAAGACCGUUGGAUUUACCCACUAUCAUUAUGGGUCAGAGAAGAGCUUGUCGUACACAUAUGUACUACAGAUUAUUUCCCAGUUCACUUGUUCCCAGAGAACAAGAAGAAAUGACUAAAUGGUUGUUUGAUCGCUGGGAGGAAAAAGAACGUAUCCUAGAGACAUUCUAUUCAACUGGUGAAUUCCCCAGUCAUAAAGGAUCACGUCAAUCAGCUGUUAUCCAACAGGAUUGCGUACGGUUCCUUAUAUUACAUCUAUUUUUUAUUGCUUCGUCAUAUGCCCACUACAGGAUUAUUCAUUAUUUGAUUGGAUUAGUAUGGUAA
Molecule: messenger RNA, 1134 nt
Organism: Macrosiphum euphorbiae (potato aphid)
Lineage: Eukaryota; Metazoa; Arthropoda; Insecta; Hemiptera; Aphididae
Source: the annotation of a GenBank genome assembly